Mytilus trossulus (common blue mussel) is the source of this 3116-nucleotide messenger RNA. Its product is annotated as phosducin-like protein. The coding region runs from base 201 to 1103 and encodes 300 amino acids. The transcript is spliced from 8 exons. Gene Ontology annotation, biological process: regulation of G protein-coupled receptor signaling pathway. NCBI's taxonomy places the organism in Eukaryota, Metazoa, Mollusca, Bivalvia, Mytilida, Mytilidae. The record is from RefSeq and is a predicted model, not a curated record.
CUCCGAAACUGUCAGAAAUUUCAAAACAAAGAUGACAGGCUUCUGAUGCAGAUUUCCCCUAUGUAGACUAUUAAUCGUUUAUUUAACUUUAACUCUGAAUUUUCUAAUCCAUUCAGUUAACAAAUCUUAAUUUCAACAGAUUUAUGACCAUAUUUGUGUCAAUAGAGAAUUGUAGCAGUACAAAUUUAUAGAUUAUAAAAAUGUCCUUAGGCUUAGACGAUAAGUUACUUGGUGAAAAGGUAGACAACUACUGCAGUAGUGAUGAAGGGGAGAGAGAUGACGACAGUGAUGAUGAACCAAGAUCAACAGAAGCAGUACAACCAACUUUUGUACCAGAACCAGAGAUCAAAGAAUACAAUGGAUACUCUACAAAUACUGGUCCUAAAGGAGUAAUCAAUGACUGGAGGGAAUUCAAAAGGUUGGAAACAGAGAAGAAGGGGGAACAAGAAAGAGAAAGACAAGCAUUAUUGAAGAAACUCUCUAUGUCUUGUAGAUCACAUCUUGAUGAUGAGAGAGAAAAACAGAAGGAUGAACAAUUUAUGGAACAAAUGGAAAGAGAAAUGGAUGAGAUUGAAGAAGAAUUCAUGAAACAGUAUAGAGAAAAAAGAAUAGAAGAAAUGAGAAAAGCGUUGCAAAACGUACCAAAGUUUGGUGGAGUUGUGCCAUUAAGUUCCAAUGAUUUUGUUGAUCAAAUAGACAAAGAAAACCCACAAGUUUAUAUUAUUGUUCAUGUAUAUGAAGAUAGAAGCAAAGCAUGCAAAACCAUGAAUGGAUGUUUAGAAAGUUUAGCCCAGGAAUAUCCAACUGUGAAAUUUUGUAAAAUUAGAGCCACAGAAACUAAACUGAGUAUGAAAUUUGCCAAGGAUGGUGUUCCAGCAUUGUUGAUAUAUAAGGGAGGUGAUAUGAUAGGAAACUUUAUAAGAAUCUCUGAUGAAUUAGGUGACGAUUUCUUUUCCUCUGACGUUGAGAGUAUAUUAGAAGAACACAGUUUCCUACCAAAUAACGAUGUUAUAAAUAAAUGUAUUAAAGACAAAACAACAGGAGAGAAAAGAUCUGUACUAGCUGAAGAUGAUGAUACUGAUAGUGAUUUUGAUAUCGAUUGAUAUCAAAGGAAAGAUAACUCAAGACGUGAAGCUAACAACUCUGAGGAUAGGAUGUCUCAGAUUGAAAUAUCAGUGUCUGCAGCAUUCUAUAAACCAACUUAUUUUCAUGAAUAUUUCAUUUCACAUUUUACCAUUUUAAGUCCACUUAGCUGCUAUUAAGUUUUGGGAUUUUCAAAUUUACUUGUAGUUUAAUAAGGAAUGAUUCUAGUUUAAAAUAUUUGCGGCAAUUUAUAUUCACGAAAGUCGCAAAAAUAAAUCGCUCACGAAAAUAAGUCACCUACGAAAAUAAGUUGGUUUACAAUAAUUAUGUGUUGAUCCUCUUACAAAAAAACCCAUUGUUAAAAUUUUGUAUACUGCUAGACAGUUAAAGAUUGAAUUUGAUGUAUGAUUUUAUUAGUUAAUUAUAUAACAUGUUAUAGUGUUAUGUUUACUUUCAGUUACAUUGAUAUGCACAGUAGAAUAAUGAAUUCAGUAAGGCAAAAUACAAUCUGUUAAAGGAAAAACAGGUCUGUUCCAAAUUAUUUAUGUGCAAUUAAUUUGAGUCACUUUGAAGUCGCUCCUUUUAUUAUGUGAACUAGGUUCUAAUUUAGUCUUCUUUAUGAAAUGCUACAAAUUAAGAGAAUAAUGGAAUAUUUUUUAUCAAUUUUCAUUAUUGAUGGAUUAUUAAGAUUUGUAUCACAUUUGGCUAGUUAAAUUCUAUUGCAAAGUAUAAAUAAAAGAACUGCAUCUAUCAACAACACGGCCAGUUUUCAAUUAUUUGCAAUGAAAAAUGUAUCAAUAUAUAGUCAAUAUAUAUAAACAAUGUUAGGUCCAUCCCUUUAAUUUUGUGGGCUGUUUGAAAUACACACAUUUUCCAAAUUUAUUAAGUUUCAAAUAAAUCAUUUUGAUUGAAUAAAAUACUGUUUAAACUAUAAAACUAAAAGAAAUUUGUCUUAUUAAAGUGUGAAUGAACUUAGUAUCUUUCUGUAAUUGUAGAUAAAAUUAACUGUUAUAGAUGUUCAUUGUACGAGCUUUAGUCAUUGUUUUCAUUUCACAAGUGAAACUAUUUAAUUUGGGAUGUAUAAAUAUUUAUAGAGAAUACUUAUAAGAAUAGAACCUUCACAUAGGUUUUUAAAUUAGUUUACAGAAUAAUAAGGUUUCCAAGUUAUUUCUCUAUAGGUAUUUAUACACAUAAUGUGCAAUAUUUUGUAAAAUUAUUUAAUAUUUUUAGCUUUUUUCAUGUAUUAUCUUUAUAUCUAUUGUAUAAUGGUUUUAGAUGACAUAUUUAGGGAAAAGAGUAACCAGGGAUACCUUGUUAUAAUUAAAAUUAUUCAAAAAUGAAACCAGUAUAAAUAUUGAUGUUUUGCUAAUUGAUAUGAUUUUUUACCUCAAAAUUACAUGUAUUGCUUGUACCUAUGCUGUUUACAGAUUUAUCCAUAUAGAACAGCUGGUUAAGUAUUUAAAGUCAAUGUUUAUAUGCUUUUAUUAGUGCAAGAAUUAUCCAAAUUGGUAUGUAAGAGAACCCAUUAAGGGAGACAAUUUACUAAAUUUAAAAGGGAGAUGAUUUACAAAAACAUGAAAAAGGCAGUUAAUUUACAAAAUUUGAAUGGGAGAUUAUUUACAAAAAGGAGUCAUCCUCAACAUUCAUGUUUCAUAUUUUCAUAUUUAUUUCAAAAUCAUUAAAGGAAAACAGUUUAUGUGACAGAACUAAAAUUAUUUAUGAAAAUUUAUAUUUAGAAUUAACAUAUAUUAUCAAUGUCGUCUUUUUACUUUUCCUAGAUUUAUUUGGAGAUUGACUAUUUUUUUCAAAGAGUUCUUAUGAAUAUCAGACUUUUAUAUACAUCUAGGCUUUGAAUUAUUAAACAGGUCAGAGCAGAAGGGAAAUUUUCACUGACACUGGUUUUUGUAGUAUAUAUGUUUUUUUAAAGGCUAAAUCUGUAAAACUGAGGUAAAUAUAUUAUGUGAUAAUGUAUGAAAUCAAACUCAUGUUGUUAGUGAACAAUUUUUUAAAUAAACAUGUAAAAACAAAUGUUA